This is a messenger RNA of Astyanax mexicanus (Mexican tetra), 1337 nucleotides long. It is a transcript of the gene ntmt1, whose product is annotated as N-terminal Xaa-Pro-Lys N-methyltransferase 1. Bases 174 to 845 code for a protein of 223 amino acids. The transcript is spliced from 5 exons. The record is from RefSeq and is a predicted model, not a curated record. Lineage: Eukaryota; Metazoa; Chordata; Actinopteri; Characiformes; Acestrorhamphidae. Gene Ontology annotation, cellular component: cytoplasm. Gene Ontology annotation, molecular function: N-terminal protein N-methyltransferase activity. Gene Ontology annotation, biological process: N-terminal protein amino acid methylation.
GCUCCUCAGGAAGUGUCGUAGAGGAAGCAGGGGUUGUGGAGGUCGUGGUGGUGGGCUGUGAGUUUGGGCUAUGAGUUAGUUUAGGAGUUUAGGAGCUGAACAUUAAGCUACACGUGCGCGGAGCUGCAGGCCGCUGUUUCAUCCAUUUGGCUGGACAGAGUGCUCGUGAUCAGAUGGAAGAUAAUCUGAUUGAAGAUCAGGGGGCUUUUUACUCUAAGGCAGAGCAUUACUGGAAAGAAGUCCCGCCCACCGUAGAUGGCAUGCUCGGAGGUUAUGGCAGUAUUUCUAGCAUUGACAUCAAUGGUUCCAAGAAGUUCCUUCAGAAAUUCCUUGGGGAGGGAAAGGGUAAGACCAGACCGGGUUGUGCACUAGAUUGUGGGGCAGGAAUCGGCCGCAUCACCAAGCGUCUCCUCCUGCCGCUCUUCCGGACGGUAGAUUUGGUGGAUGUAACGCAGGAGUUUCUGGAUAAAGCGCGCUCCUACCUUGGUGAAGAGGGGAGGAGAGUGGAGAACUACUUCUGCAGUGGCCUACAGGACUUCCAGCCUCAGCCACAACGUUAUGACGUCAUCUGGAUCCAGUGGGUCAUCGGUCACCUCACUGAUGACCACCUGGUGGAGUUCCUGAGGCGCUGUCAAAGUGCCCUGCGUCCUGAUGGACUGGUUGUGAUAAAGGAUAAUGUGGCGUAUGAGGGUGUGGUACCUGACGAGGUGGACAGCAGUGUGUGCAGAGACCUGCAGGUAGUGCACCGCAUAGUGGCCAGAGCUGGACUCACUGUUGUUUAUGAAGAACAGCAGCAGAACUUUCCUGAAGAGAUCUAUCAGGUUCACACUUUAGCUCUUAGAUAGGAGCAGUGUGACUGAGUGACCGAGCCAGUUUUAGGAGAAACUCUCUGUAGGAGCCAUGCUAACUCUGCACAAGAUUGUUCCUUACUGCCAGUGUCAUUGCUGCUCCUGAUGAUGCACAGGACUGGAAAAGCAUCAAUAUGUGCCUGUGUCAAAGUGUGGGGGCUUUAAGCAGUGUGAGGGCUUUUAAGGUCCUCAGUGGACUGCUGAGUAUAGUAGUACGUAGUAGAUCUUCAGCCUGAAGCACCUUUUAAAGGUGCUGUGGAUCUGACAAUAAAAUUCAGGUUAUUGCAGUUGAUUGGAGUAAGACUUUAAAAACAUUUUAAAUUUAAGCCAGCCCAGAUUUAGCUCCUGUGUGUGUGCUUAUAUUGGAUUGAGUUGUCUGGAUGAAUGUUUUAUGCAUAACUUAUUCAUAUUUAGAGACUUGCGUAUGCAUGUACUGUGUUUACAGUGAAUUGAGUGUGUGUAUAUGUAAAAUAAACAGCUUUGUAUAAA